This is a messenger RNA of Alexandromys fortis (reed vole), 4092 nucleotides long. RefSeq names its product relaxin family peptide/INSL5 receptor 4 (gene Rxfp4). Gene Ontology annotation, cellular component: external side of plasma membrane; membrane. Gene Ontology annotation, molecular function: C-C chemokine binding; C-C chemokine receptor activity. Lineage: Eukaryota; Metazoa; Chordata; Mammalia; Rodentia; Cricetidae. The record is from RefSeq and is a predicted model, not a curated record. Gene Ontology annotation, biological process: cell chemotaxis; calcium-mediated signaling; positive regulation of cytosolic calcium ion concentration.
CUCUAUCCCCGUAUUCCUUCCCUAGCCUGUUCCAAGACUUCUUUUAACACCCUGCCCAGACUAGGGGGACUUCUGGUUUGGUUCCACCACUCCAGACGUCUCUAGUUUCUCCUUUUCCUCGCUGUCAUACAUCUGUUUGCAGUGUGGACGUGUCACUCUCUUGUGCUGCCGCACCCAGGACAAUUGUCCAACAGGGAAGAAGCAGGCUGUUCUAUCCACACCCCUCCCUCUUAGUUGUGAGCACGGGCAGAGGCUCCUGCAACUUAAAGCUCCAGACCAACACCCAGAUUCCAGGUCUCUUCCGCUCUCCUGCUGGCUGCUCUGGCACCUGCCAGUACAGCAAACAGGUACUUGCUGACUCCUCUGCUCCGCUCCAGCAAGCUCCAGCAACCUCUGAUGCCUUACGAUGGCCACAUCAAUUCUUCUGCCUCUCUGCCCACCCUCUUCUGGGUCAGUGGCUCUGGAGACAGUGUGCUGAGUAUUGAAGGUGCUGCAGUGCCCGUUCAGGUCCUUGCUCUGAGGAUCGUGGUCACACUGGCCUAUGGACUUGUAGGUAUUAUUGGCUUGCUGGGAAAUUUGGCUAUACUGUGGGUACCAGGUAACUAUGCUCAGCAUGUGCCUGGUCCACCUUCUGAUACCUUUGUCUUCAGCCUGGCUCUGGCAGACCUGGGGCUGGCCCUCACUCUCUCUUUCUGGGUAACUGAGUAAGCACUGGACUCACACUGGCCUUUUGGAAGUGCCCUCUGCAAGGUAAUCCUGACGACUCCUGGCCUCAGCAUCCACGGCAGCACCUUCCUAAUCACAGCGCUGAGUGUUGCCAGAUACUGGGUGCUGGCCAUGGUUGUGAGACCAGGCAGGCACCUGUCUGUCUUCUGGGCAUGUGUGGUCACCCUGGCAGUGUAGGUGGCGGCAGCCCUGGUGACUGUGCCCACAGCAACCUUUGGGGCUGAGGGUAGGUUGUGAGGUGUGCGCCUCUGCCUUCUGCGUUUCCCCAGCAGAUACUGGCUGGGGGCAUACCAGCUACAGAGGGUGGUUCUGACCUUCAUCGUGUCUUUGGGCACCAUCACCACUGCUGCUGCUGGCUUUUCCACAGAGUCGCAGUGGUGCAGGCCUCCGUGGUGGCAGGACAGCUGAGUGGUAGCCCGCUCUGUUCCUGUCCUGAUGGUUUCCUUCGUCUUCUGCUGGUUUCCCAACCAUGCAGUCACCCUCUGGGGCAUUCUGGUAGUGGUUUACCUGGUGCCCUGGGACAGCACUUUCUACAUCAUCCAUACUUUUUUUUUUCCUGUCAUCACCCACUUGGCACACAGCAACAGCUGCCUCAACCCUGUGCUAUGUCUUCUCUGGUGCCAGCCUCAGCAAGUUCUGGUCAGUGCCUUCAGGGACCCCUGGUCAAGGCCUGUGUGAAGUGGGAGAUGGGUAGCUGGCACCAGAGCGUGGACUCUCGACAAGCCCAAACACAAAGGGACACCUGGAUGCCACCUGGACGUUCCCGUUCCCUUUUCUGAGAUCUACCAGGGGCAGAACCCACAGAUUCUGGGGAGAAGCUGCGCUCUCUGCCAGUCUGUAGGGUCCCCAGGGAAAGUCUGACCUUUGAUCACCAACUGUGGGUGUGGCAGGACCUAGAAGCUGGAGGCCAGGCCGAAAGUGGGUGUGGCAAUACUUGUCCCCAGAGGUGGCGAAGAGAAACCGGGACUAAACCUCUGCACCAUCCAGACUGUCUGACCUUUCGUGCCCGUACAGCACAGGAUACCUUCCCUGGAUGGGGUCUAGACCAAAUCAGACAUGGGUUCUCCUGGUCUCACUCUCUUCAAAACAGGGCAUCCCUUAAUCCCUCUUUGGUACCCAAACCAAAAAUACCUUCUCUGGCCAUUCAGUUUCUUAUCAUCUCAGGGGUAGCCAAAGAAACGACACAUAAGCCUCCGCUUUUGCAGCAGGAAGAGGCCAGAGCGGGGCUUGCUGGAACCUGUGGUUCCAGUCAGGAGAUCCUGGAUGUGUAGCCUGGUGAGAAUAGUGAAUAGAUCCACAUCCUUCAGUCAAGCACGGAAGGGAGGCAAUUACAAGGGAAAGGGUGGGGCGAAGGGAGGGGUACAGAAGAGGUCUGGAGGAUCAGGAAGAAUCAGGAACCAAAGGCUGAGUUUCAGUAGCAUGCCAGAGUCCGUGGUCUAACCCAUCCCCCUUGGGCGAAUUACCCCUCUAUAUCAGCUUCUUCUUGUUUGCUUUUUUUCAAGACAUGAUUUCUCUGGGUAGCCCUGGUUGAUCUGGAACUCACAUUGUAGACCAGGCUGGCCUCGAACUCACAGAGUUCUGCCUGCUUCUGCCUCCCAAGUGCUGGGAUUAAAGGCGUGCCCACCGCCCACCUCAGGUUUCUUUUUAAGUUGGAGUGGGGUCUCAUGCGACUCAGGCUGAGGGUAGCUUGAACUCUUUAAUCUUGAUCCCAAAGGCUAGAAUCAUAGGCAUGUGCUGACACAUGUAGCUUUCUUAGUUCGGUUUUUUCUUGCUUCCUUUCCUUUUUCUCCCUUCAUUUGUGUGUGUGCUCACACUUGCAUAUGUGAAUGCCAGAAGCAGACGUAAGGUUUCUUCUUUAGUUUAUCUUUCUCAGAGACGGGGUCAUACUACAUCUCCCUUUCCUGGAACUCCUAAUGUAGUCCAUAGAUGCACCUGCCUAUGCCUCCCAAGUGCCAGGUUAUAGGCAUGUGUCGCCACACUUGCUCUUCCUUUUACAAGUUACGCUUGUUUGGGCAAGGAGACGUGCUACUUCCACGUGGAGACCAGAGGACAGCUUACAGUCAAUUCUCUCCUUUUGCCAUCUGAGAUUCAGGGACUGAAUCUAGACUAUCAAGCUUUGUAGCAAGGACCUCUACCUGCUCAAGUAUUUUUCUUAAUUUUUUUUGCAUGUGUAUUAGUGUUUGCCUGCAUGAAUAUUAGUUUGUUGGGUUUUGUUUUCCUUUUUUAAAUAUAUAUUUUUGUGUAGUGGUGCUUUGCCUGAAUGUAUGUGAGGGUGUCAUAUAUCCUGGAACUGGAGUUACAGACAGGUAUGGGCUGCCAUAUGGGUGCUGGGAAUUGAACCUGGGUCCUAUGGAAGAGCAGCCAGUGCUCUUAACCACUAAGCUCUCUCCAGACCCUGUUGAACCCCUGCCCCAAAACCAAGCUUUUGUUUUAAGACAAGGUUUCUGUGUGGUCAUGGCAGUCCUGGAACUCACUCUGUAGACCAGGCUGACUUUGAAUUCAGAGAUCCAUUGUUUUCUGAGUGUCAUUCUACCUGGCUGUCAAUUUUUUUUAAUUGAAAAUAAUUAUGUAAAUGUGUGAGUGCCCAGAUAGCAGCUCCUCUGGGGCUUAUUUUGGGGAGCUAUAAACUACCCAGCCCAGGGUACUGGGAGCCAGAUUCAGGUCCUAUGGAAAAUCAGCAAGCACUCUUGACUGUCAAACUAGCUCCCCAGCCCCACCUUCCCUUGAGAAAGUGUCUCACACUGACCUCGGAGCUGACCUAUUGGCUUGACUGGCUGAGCAGUGAGAAUCAGGUGCUGCUGCAGCUGGCUGAGCAGUGAGAAUCAGGUGCUGCUGCAGCUGGCUUUUCUGUAGGCACCAACGGCCAUGCAUACUCAGGGCCUCACGGCUGCAUGACAAGGACGGUACCUCCAACUCAAUAAAGGCUGGCCUGGAACUCCUGAUUUUCUUGUCCUCCCUCCCAAGUAUUGGGGUGCUGCCAUGCCCAGCUUUCGAUCAGUUUUCUAAAGGCUGGGACUGUAUCUCAGUUGAUGGAGAAUUCAAGAUAUUCCUAAACUACAUAGAGUCCAGGACCAGCUUGGGGUAGAGGACUCGACAGUGCCGGAGGACGCAGUGUUACUAUUAUUUGCAGUUUCCAUGGAAAAUGGAGAGGAAAUAGGGCAGCUGACAGAUAGGUACAGGACACCAUGAAGGUCCUGGUAUAUGGAGUACAAUGAGAGUCUCGCACAAAAGAGAUAUGGUCAUGCAUACCCAUACAUGCACGCCAUAGACCACAUAUAUAAUAAAACAGUUUUUUAAGGACCAGCAAGAUAGCAAGCAAAGCAGGGAAAACACUUGGCACACAAGCCUGGCAACCUGGGCUGGACU